UAGAGCUUUUUUAUACACAAGGAAAACCACAGAGACUGCCCAGCUGUAACCAUCACAGCAGGUAGAACUGCUAAGUGCAGGCUGGCUACCUUAGGAACUAUGAGCAAACUGGCAAUGCUGAAGCUACAAUCAAGAGCCUCAUUUUCUAAAGGAACUGUGUGUGUGAGUCUAACCCUAUGUCCACGUCCCUCGCGCAGUUCCUACUUGUGCUUUGUUUAUUCACCACAGAGCUGUACAUCUGCCAAUGUAAAGAGUUCCCUGACAGAACUUUCUCAUGCAGUUCAGACUUAGCGAAUCCUGGAACAGCGCAUCCUAUUUAUUCGGCAUUAUAUAACACACAACCUUUCUCAUUCAAUACAGCUUCCAAUGAAUUCCUCCUUCUCACACCCCUCCCCCACAUCUAAAUGCUGCAUCCAGAACUAAGAAAAACACGUUUACAAUCCGCGCGCAGUUUCAGCAGAACUGCAGAUCGCUGGUAUGUGUGUGCAGUUAAAAACACCAAAUGAGAAGUCCAGCAAGCGGAGCCAAAGCAUGGACAAAUGCUCUCUGCUUGAGGUGCCUGAUUGUGGCAUGCCCUGUACCUCUAUUGGCAUUUCUUUAUUUAUUACAAAACCUACAAAAGUAGUUUAGUAGCAGUGUCAUAGAUAUAGUAAUGAGAGGAAUUUGGUGAAGAAGAAUUACUGCUAAAUAAUUCUGUUGAUACUGUAUCUUUAAGAGAGAAAAUGAAAGUGAAAGAAUAUCUUAAGCUUCUUCUCCACCCAUGCUGGUGAGGCAGAAGUUUGAGGGUUUUUAAUCGAUGGCUACCUAUGUGACAAAGCAUAUUGGACUCCCCUGUCAUUUCUGGAAAGGCUGCAAUGUGAACCGAGUGCAACAUUACUGCUGACUUUUGUGUGAGCCCGUUGGGGUGGGGCACUAAGGACGGAGCAUUUUUUGUGUAGCAGUUCAAUGGCUUGUGUUUUACCUAGCACAUGCACCACCCUUCAUGCAGCUGCGCUGAUGGCAGUUCUUCUGAUAUUACAGAUUCAGGGACAUGGAACACGCAGCCACGGCUUGGAAAGCUCACUGAGCAGGAUUGUGGGAGGUGGACAAAUACUCGUGGCCAGGAGAAAUUGUUUCCUGUCAAAAGAGAGGGACAACUUCCCACACACAUAGUACACUGCUGUAAGUCUUACAGAAAAACAAAUAGCGUGUGCAGUACUCCAAAGAAAGUGGAGCAUGCCAAUGAUAUUGAAGGGGAAUAUAAAUUGGAUUCUGUGGUGAGAUACAAAUGUCAGACUGACUACAAAAGGGAAGCAGGCACAUCCAACCUUGCUGUAUGCAUGCUGAUAGAUGGUAAAGCCCAAUGGAGUUAUGGAAACAUAUCCUGCAUUAUAGAUCCUAAACUUCUGUCAACAACCUCCUCCAGUAUUACAGAAUUAAAACCAACUGCAUUUUCCCCUUCAGAUUCUAGUACUUCAACAUCAGCAAAUCAUUUUGGGACUUCUGCAGAGUUUGAUUUUACAGUUCCAUUAUCCACUGAGCAGACGCAUGUGAUAUCUAAACCAAAGGAAGAAACAACACUUGGAAGCGCCAGCACAUCAGGAACUCUUAGACUCAGUGACCCUACUACAGAACCAUGUGCUCCAACAUCACCUAUGUCUGCUGAAAAUGGUGUGAAUACAAGAGCACAAGAUAUCUCUCCACAAAGUGAGGACUCACCUCCUGGAACUAUUAUUGCACAUGGAUCUCUGGAACACAGCACUCCCAAUGGGCAGAUAACUGGCAGUUCAGAGCCAGAAGCCUUAACAUUUCAAAAGAGUACUGGAACAUCUGCACAAAUUGAUACUACAAAAGGAAUGCUACCUACCACACAGCCAGAACAACUUGUAUCCAAGCCCCCUGAACUUACCACUGGACAGACUGAUCAGUUAGAAAAGAAGCUGUUGCCGGGGUAUAUCUCAAUAGGAAGUGUUGCCUGCAUUUCCAUCAUUGUCAUUUCUUUGAUCCUCUUCUUAAAAUACCGGCAUUGUGCAGCUUACGAGCCUGACCUAAGGCAGACAGCACAAAGUCUUCCAUAUGAUGGCAUUUCUGAUGAAGUUUGUGCCGAACAGCUGGAGUGCCUUAAUAUGGAUUCCAUUUCCUUGCAUCCCACUUUUGCAGAUAAUACAGAAGUGACAUAUCUGUAAGAACGCAUUAAGACUCCAGGUAGAUAAAAUGCGUAGAAGGACUUGUAUAAGAAACCCAUGCCAGUUCCAAUAUUCACAACUUCCUGAUGGGUUCUAAACAGUAUUGCCAUGUGUUCAAGUAAUAGAUGCCACUUAAAUAUAUGUGAAAUGAAAAAAAUGGACUGGAUACAAAUGGAGCAGAGUAUCUGUAAAUAUUACAAUUUGAAGAAGUGCAUCCUUACAGUAGAACUAGUAUGAAUUUGAAGAGGAGACAUCUGAAGAGGAGACAAGCACAAUAUUAUUAUUAUUAUUAUUAUAUGUAAUGCUAAAGUUCAUGUAAUAGGACAGCAUUCUCAGAUGCCACUUCCAAAGGUUCAACCAUGGAACAGGAAGACUAUUCGCUAGAAAUGAACGUUUAUUAAUUGUUAAUAUUAGGUCAGUACUCAGUUAGACUGAGAGUCAGUUGAGUGGCAAUGUACUGCAAGCUCCUUGGUACUCUCCCCAGUCCCUUCCUAAUCUCACAACUAACCAACAGUCCCUUCCUGAUCUCACUAAUAACCUACAGUCCCUUUCUAAUCUCACUACUAACCUACAGUCCCUACCUAAUCUCACUACUAACCUACAGUCCCUUCCUAAUCUCACUACUAACCUACAGUCCCUACCUUAUCUCACUACUAACCUACAGUCCCUUUCUAAUCUCACUACUAACCUACAGUCCCUACCUAAUCUCACUACUAACCUACAGUCCCUACCUAAUCUCACUACAGUCCCUACCUAAUCUCACUACUAACCUACAAUUCCACCCUGAUUUCACUAACCUACAGUGCCUUCCUAAUCUCAUUAUUAACCUACAGUCCCUUCCUGAUCUCACUAUUAACAUACAGUCCUGUCCUGAUAUCACUACUAAUCUAGAGUCCCUUCCUGAUCUCACUACUAACCUAUAAUCCCUUCCUAAUCUCACUACUAACCUACAGUCCCUUCCUCAUUUCACUAACCUACAGUGCCUUCUUAAUCUCACUACUAACCUACAGUCCCUUCCUCAUUUCACUAACCUACAGUGCCUUCUUAAUCUCACUACUAACCUACAGUCCCUUCCUGAUCUCACUAUUAACAUACAGUCCCAUCCUGAUAUCACUACUAACCUACAGUCCCUUCCUAAUGUUACUACUAACCUACAGUCCCUUCCUAAUGUUACUACUAACCUACAGUCCCUUCCUGAUCUCACUAUUAACAUACAGUCCCAUCCUGAUAUCACUACUAACCUACAGUCCCUUCCUAAUGUUACUACUAACCUACAGUCCCUUCCUAAUGUUACUACUAACCUACAGUCCCUUCCUGAUCUCACUAUUAACAUACAGUCCCAUCCUGAUAUCACUACUAACCUACAGUCCCUUCCUAAUGUUACUACUAACCUACAGUCCCUUCCUGAUUUCACUACUAACCUACAGUCCCUUCCUAAUCUCACUACUUACCUAUUAGUGUAGGUUGAAACAGUAGCACCCAUCAUUUUAAUUUAUUAAUAAAUCUGUAUUCUGCUACUAGAUAGCAGAAAAACCCCUCCAACAUAAAACCAGUCCUCUUGUGUUCUUGUUACGCCCAUUAAAAUGAGCUACAUUACCACAAAGCCAAUAGCGUCCACAGACUUCUUAGGGUGAAGACACACUGGGCUUCUAGCAGCAGCUACUUUUUCAUGAGAAUUGCCUCUGCUAAAACACACGUAGAGACAAUUUUUCAGUAAAUGAUUAUCAUUGGCUGCUAUUAGUAGCUCUAUGUGUCUUCACCCUUAAACCAAUGUCACACUAGCAGAUAAGCAGUUAUUACUUGUGAAUGAACAGAAAAAGCUCUUUGUUUUUAAUUUAUUGUACAAUAGGCUGCUUACUAUUUCUAGGAUGUGGCAGCAAUUGAUUUCCUGGUGUGAUAUGGCAAGGAGUCUAUUGCAGCUACUGCAGAUACUGCACUUUAUAGCAAAGAUAUAGACAUGCACCCAAAUGACAUGUUUAUUUUUAGGUGUUUAUUUUUGUUCUCUUAAAUGAACCCUUUUAGUGACAGUAUUUGGCUGUCUAAUCUAGCUAGUGCUUAAAUACUUAAAUAAUACUAUGCUGCAUAAAGUAGAGACCAGUGCAUGUCACAUUUUUGAAACCCAGGCCUGCAACCCACAUUUUGUACCUGCUUAGACCUGCAACCUAAUUUUCUGCCUGCUGACCUCCAUUAAAUCAGCUGUUGCUACAAACAAUGUGACAUCAUCAGAAGUGGACCAUAAAAAAUGGGGAAAAAAUAAGAAGUAAUAACCUCACCAUAUCUGCAUGCCCUACUUGCAACAGAUCACCUGCUUUGUUGUGGGUAACCAACAGGUAUCCCACCCACUGCAGGGCUCAAGUACGGCGCACAUAAACCUAUUAGAUUGUUAAAGGCUUAGUAACACCUGAUAAUGAAAAUGCACUAAAAUGAUUGUGUUCACUUAGGAACAGUUUUACUCAAACACUGAGUGUAAAUAUUUUUUUUUCCAUCUACAGGAUAAAAUAUUUAGAUUUUGUUUUCAGGGCAAAAUGCAGUUCUGCACCCCUCUCUAGGUUUUUUUGUUGCUGAAAUCUGCUUGCCUGUUAUAAGAUGGCAAAACUACAAGAACUUGGCACUAAAAUAGUUUUGCUUGCGUGGAAAUAUCCUUUGUCAUUUCCAAUGCUGUUACUAGUACUUUUACAUGCUUUUAUUAACCCUUCUUACCAGCAAGUAUUGGUAAACCAGUAGCUUAGUAAGGGGACAACACACAGUAACGAGGUGUGUGUGAAAGUCGUACGAAAUGCACUUGUUUUGUAUCAAAACUCUUUAUAACUUUCAAAAAGUUAAUUCCAUUGAACUCAGUGUUAUGUACAGUCUGCACAUCAUGGCGCAUUACCCUGCGGCUGUAUAGAAACUAAUAACCUUUUUGUAGCUAUUACUAUUUAAAACAUGUAUUUAUAAAGCACCUACAUAUUUUGCAGUUCAGUACAAUGGGCGUGUACACUAAACAUACCAAACUACAUACAAACCAAACAAUAAUAAUACAAGAGCGGAAGAGGGCACUGCCUAAAAGAGCUUACAUUCUAAAAAGAGCUGACAAUCUAAAAUACAGUACUUUAAAUUUUAUAUAUAACUGCAAUGUGUGCAAUCCUAUUGUUUGUAGCUUUUCAGCAAAAGGGAAUAUGAAUGAUCCUUUACUCUCUCUUUGUUAAGAACAAAUUACACUAAUGUAAUGCAAACGUCCUGUUAGUGGGGUUCUAAAAAUUAUGUCUCUUAUGUUAUUCAAGUGAUAUUUAUGCAUGCAUUUUAUUUUUGUAACAAUAUAUGUGUUUUAGGCAUUUAGGUGAAAUUAAAUACUGUAUAUAUUUUCACAUAUUUAUCUGGUCAUUAAAAAGGGUCAUACCUUGUAAAACAAAAA
Molecule: messenger RNA, 5559 nt
Organism: Xenopus tropicalis (tropical clawed frog)
Lineage: Eukaryota; Metazoa; Chordata; Amphibia; Anura; Pipidae
Gene: il15ra
Product: interleukin 15 receptor subunit alpha
Exons: 10
Coding region: 969-2165 (398 amino acids)
Biological process (GO): interleukin-15-mediated signaling pathway
Molecular function (GO): interleukin-15 receptor activity
Source: RefSeq, a predicted model, not a curated record